UUUCUCAAGACUGAUGAUCAUUACAUGAAAGUAGUGUACUUCUCUAUCAUUGGUGUUGGAAUUUUUGUGACGCUUGCAGCUCUGUCUGCUGUUUUCUCAAUGUUGAAAAAAGACAACGGUGCUCCGGUUUUCAUAAUCAACCUUCUCAUUUCGGACCUUAUUCAGCUCAGCACCAUGACUGCUCUGUUACUACCCAAUGCUGGCUCUAUAACCAUGUACACCUACUUUUUAGGUUUGAUGAUCAGUGUUGGAUUCAUGAUCUGUAUCUCAAUAGAAAGGUAUUUGCUGAUCGCCAAGCCAUUAUGGUACAAGUUCAAGCGAGACAUCAAAAUGACUGUGUUGAUCUGUGUCUUUGUCUGGGUCUUUCCUCUUAUUCUAAUUCCCAAUUUCUAUUUGUUUCUCAAUUGUGAGAUCAGAUUUAUAAUCGGUGUUAUUCUCCUCAUCCCCUUUCCCUUCUUCAUCUUCUUCCUAUUUGGGACUGUUAAAGCCCUUUCUACAUGUGUCAGUGUCCCUGCUGUUGAAAAAACAAGAAUUGUUCUCAUUCUGGUAAUAGUUUUGCUAAUGUACUCAAUGCUUUUCCUGCCUAUUAUCAUUUUAUUCAUAUCAGACAAAACUAAUCGAAAUUCACAUCUUGAACGUGCAGCCCCAAUUUGUGUUUUUCUUAGUCCUUUGGUAGACUCUGCUAUGUAUAUUCUAAUGAAAAAAGAUGUCCUGGAGAAUAUUUCUUCCUUAUGCCAUUGCUGCAAAAAUCCCACCAAUCAGCAGACUAACAGUAACGAUGAGAGCAACAUGUCAGUAAUUGAGACGGUCUAA
Messenger RNA from Cyprinodon tularosa, 813 nucleotides. RefSeq names its product G-protein coupled receptor 4-like. Bases 25 to 813 code for a protein of 262 amino acids. Gene Ontology annotation, biological process: phospholipase C-activating G protein-coupled receptor signaling pathway; positive regulation of Rho protein signal transduction. The transcript is spliced from 3 exons. Gene Ontology annotation, molecular function: G protein-coupled receptor activity. Gene Ontology annotation, cellular component: membrane. Lineage: Eukaryota; Metazoa; Chordata; Actinopteri; Cyprinodontiformes; Cyprinodontidae. The record is from RefSeq and is a predicted model, not a curated record.